AACCUGGGAACGGUCACAUUCAGCUCACAACAGCACAGGGUUUUCCGCCGUAGACGGAGGCCUCGCAGCUCGCUGGCCCGCCUCCUCAGUGACGUCACAGAGAGCUGCCAGUCGUGGCUGGGUGAGAAAGUCUUCAGAGGCGUCUUCGGGACGGGACCAAACCAGAACCGGGACCAGGACCGAGAAGACGAGCGAGGUCCCGACUGGGCCACGAGCAGCCAGCAGGUCCUGGGGCCGGACGAGUCCUCCUGGGUCGGGUUGGGCAGCACCGAGCUGGAAGAGAGCCGCGGCUUCACUUACGACCCGACAGAGAUCCAAUCCUGUCCCGACAAAGUGUCUCCGCCCCCGAGGCUGCUCAUCCAGGAGGAGAUUUGCUCUGAGAUCUGUCAAUCAAAGGAGCAGUUCACCCAGUCAUUGGGUGGACUGUCAGAGGUCCCGCCCACUUCUGCUCUUUUCACCAAUGCCUGCUGCUGUCAGGCGUCACCUGAGCACGCGGGGUUAACGAUGAAGGCCUUUCUCCUCCUCCUCUUCUCCGUCUUCAUCUUCUCAACUCUUUACUCGAGGUGUUUGUGGUGGAGCGCGACUGUUACUUCAACUGUGUUCAUGACGAUCACAACUUUUAUGUUCCUGACGAAGUCGGGGCCGAUGGGCGAGUGGAGGAGGGCGAAGACGGAGGACAUCACAUCCAGAAAUGAGUAAACCAAGAAACGGAAGAUAACUUCAAACUGGAGGAGAGAAGGAGGAGAAAGUCUGAUGGAAACUCUGUCAAAAUAUUUAUCCUUUCACUAAAUGUUUGCAUGUGAGUUGCUCUUAAAAGACCAAGUUAUUCUGAGCUCCGGAAAACAUUUCAUAGCAACAACUGUUUGACUGUGAAACCUAAGAUGAGACGUUUCUGAUUGUAAAUCAUUGUGAAUCUGAAGAGACGCGUUUUUUACUCUGAAAAUGAAACAAAAACUUUUAGAUUUAAGCUUUAAAUUUAAAAGAAAAACGCUGGAAAAAUCCGUGUGAAGUUGUUUCGUAUUUGAUAUCACGUUCUCCCUGAAGGUCUCUGAAUAUUAAAGUCAUGUGGACGACGGAGAAAAAUCCAAUUGAACAUGAAACUCUAAAAAAUUGGGAACGAUGAUCUGAGAGAAGCUGAAUCAGUUUGACAGUUUGUUUCUGAUGAAAUGAUGAAGGAACUCGAUCAACAUGGCGACACGAGUCACUGUAGUUUAGAUCGGAGAUAAAUAAUAAUCAUCCGGAUGUCACUGAUGUAUUUUAAACAGACUGUAAACACGUAUUCUGUUGAUCUUAGAUGAAAUUGUU
Molecule: messenger RNA, 1305 nt
Organism: Limanda limanda (common dab)
Lineage: Eukaryota; Metazoa; Chordata; Actinopteri; Pleuronectiformes; Pleuronectidae
Product: transmembrane protein 71-like
Exons: 7
Source: RefSeq, a predicted model, not a curated record